GUUUAGGAAAGGAGGAAUUAAAGUCAAGACUAUUUGAAUGGAAGCCAGAGAAGGAUCUGCCAGCAAGCACAAAAGUUCCGUUUAGUUGAAGGCUUCUCCUCGAUGCACAAGUCAGGAAUAUUUGUGGUUGAAUAUUUGAACGUUGCAAGAAACUAAUGUGGUUCAUGUUAGUCUUAAGUCUUCUGUAGUGAUAUGACGGGAGAUUUAGCUCGACUUUGUUUAACGUGACUGACGAAACUCAACGAUCUCUACUUUGCGUAACAGCAGGAACUGUAAAACGAACCCUAACUUGCGUAACGGCAGGAACUGUUACUACAAGUUCUGUUAAAACGAACUCUUAGCUUACGUAACAGCAGGAAUUGUAAUACCCUUCUUGUCAGCUUUUAAUCAAUAAAGACCCAGAAUGAUGGCGACUUAACCAAUGAUGAACCUACCAGAAUGAUGGCUACUUCCGGACUUACCAAUUGAUGAACCUAUAUCUCUGGGUGCACGAGAAGAAUUCUUAAGCCUACCAAGUUAUCUGUAAAUCAUUGUAUUAAUGACUUAUCAUCACUUACAGGACUAGCCCUGACCCUAUAUUAUUUUCGAUAGUCUCUUUAGCAUGCGUGAAUCGGAGUUUGAGGCCUGCUCAAACCCACGAAAGAUAAUUAUGUAUAAACAUUAUACGAUAAUGAACAAAAUGUAAUAAGCGAAUCGGUAUACGCACUGCCUGAAAGAAAACAACCGAAACGGCGAAAGGAAAGUUAUAAGGAAUUGUUAAACAAAUGCACGUGAACCAUCGCUCGUAUUCCACACCGAAAAAUGAAUGAAAAUACAGCGACAGCUCAGAAUAGCAUGGAAUUAACACAGAAGCCUGCUUCUGAUAAAAUACAGGUACUCCAAAUCCACGCCGCAGUCAUUCCACCAUACACAAAAUCCAAAGUAAAACUAUUACGUGGAAUUCUUAAAUCGCGUCAUCCUCCAUUCAGACCAGAAAAUUUGUUAACCUCUGAAAACGAACAUAAUAAACAUAGUAACUCCAUUUCAACAAACCUUGGUUCAAAUGUGACGCCCGCUGAUGUAAACGACAAGAAGACUUCCCUUGUUACCAAGUGGAAACAUGGUGGCGCAACUGGUCGAUCCAAAGUAGUAAGGAUCGUAACCCCAACUGACGAUAUCCACACCAAUGAUGUGUGCCCAAGUUCUAAGUCAGAAGCCGCAGAGUCAAAAGAGAAACAAUCAGCGACACAGAAACGAGAAUCAGGCAUGCAACCACGAGUACAGAGUAAACUGCUUUGUAAUCAGAUGUCUGUGGUGAACCAACACCCUCUGGGGGUGAAAGAAAGAGAAGAUAAAGUACCUUCUUUAAAUGACAAUCAAUCUUUUCCACCGUCAAUUAGAAAGAUCUUCUUUAAGACCCCAUUUUCUAAAAGCCUAAAAAAAAGUUCACAGACUGAAGGUACAGUUAAAGGUGAGAGAGAAAUCAACUCUUUGUUGCAACAUACACUUUCCAAAGGUCGUCAGAAGACGCAGAAGUUAAUAGCUCCUUUGUCAUCUCGAUCAAUGUUAUUCACUAGUUUACCCCCAACAGUUAGGGAAGGUAUUGCUGACCGUACUGAACGUAUUACUGGAUACAAAUCUGCAACAAAUAACAAGGAAACUAAACCCCCAUUACCACCAUCCCGUCUACAAAAUUUUGUAAAUGUUAAGCUAAAUUCUGGAAUAAGGGGCCGUAUUGCUAGUGCUCGUAGGCAGUUCUUGGAAGCCAUUCAGAAUACGGAAAAUUUUAAAAAUGAUGACGGAAAAGAAGACUGUGUAAGGCAUAAAUUUGAAGCGUUUAAGCAGUCUACCAAAGUUGAUAGAGCUCGUCUGAUAAACAGCAGCCCCGACCUGAUGGCGAUAGAAAGAGCUGUGCGCAACAGUAGGAAACUUAUUGAUCGGACUUCAGCUUCAAUGCUGCAGGAAAAUAACGCAGAGCUCAGUUGUUCCGAGCCUUGUCGCCAUGCGGGUGAUUCUUCUCAUGUGUGGCCAGAUUAUCGUCAGAAGUUGAACAGGUACAAAGAGAUAUGUAAGCAGGAGAAAGCGUCGAGAAGGAGAAGUAGGAGUUUGGGCUAUCUAGAAACGGAUAUCGACACUUUAGAAUGUAAGCUGCAGAUCUGUGAACCGCGUCUCAUUAAAGAUCACACAGACACUCGGAGCAUACUUAGACCUGGUAAUAAAGACCCAGAAAAUCUGAACACUCUAAUGGAAGGUAAUGUACGAGCUCGAAGUAUGGACUUUUUAAUAGACGACGACAAUCGAUUGGCUGCCUUACCCCCAGAAAAUACUUUGAAUUCUACCAGGACUCUGUCUGAGUAUGAGCUGCGGGUAGAGCGAUCUCUGCAAAACCUGAAUCUUCCAGACUGGUAUAGUAAGCGGUCACAAGAUGGAUUAUUUUUGAAGCGAGAAGAAGGAAGAAGACGUCCACGAUGGCAAGGGUUGGGGUCAAGAACUCCCUCUUCUAGUAGCCUAACUUCUUCCAGCUUUUCGGAAAGAAAACUGACAACCCUUGACCGUAUAUCUUAUACCGACUGGCGUUAUGUAGGAUCCCUACACUCAUCACGGGAUAGUUUAACAGGAGUUAGUGUCGGAUCAGUGUCGCCAGGAGUUAGUGUCGGGUCAGUGUCACCUGCUGACCCACACCCACUGUCCAGGCGUAGUACCCCAUUAAGUGGGUGGUCAGCUUACCGAUCUUUUAGACAGCCAUACUUGGGAUGGAGAGCAGCAGUUGGCCAAACGCCAAGCACCAAUUUUUCAGGAGCUUCUUCCCCAGUUCAGACUGUUCCAAUGACCAAUAGCCGGUCUGAGUCACCUGGUUGGAGCCCCGAAGAUGUGCAGUUCGUUCCUUCUUUCCUUGGUGACCAGCACGAGGCAGAGGGUGCGACAGAAAGUAUUCUUUUCACCGCUGCUAGUAAGAACUUAAAGAAAUACGAUGGUCCUCCCCCAAUGUAUCCCCUCAAAUAUGGCACCGAAAAGAGGAACGACGACCCUACUGGUUCAUACGAAAAAGGCUCACGUUCUUAUUACUUCUAUAAAACCAGCUCACCUAUGCAUUACGAGGGACUAGCUCACAUUAGAUCUCCGUCUCGUCAAACAAGCGCAUCGUUAGAAACACACCUAUUUCUCCAGGACGAUAACACCCCACAUUUAUACGGAGAAAAUUCUGUAAAAAACGGUACAUCUCCAAAAUUUCGCGCUUCUCGGAGUGACACAACUAGCUCUCCCUCUGUCCAAGACAACCCGACUGCAAGGACCUCGCACCAAGAAUAUCGAAGUCACAGAAGCUCAACAAACAAAGAUUUUCCCUCAUACGGGGUCCCAAGUAGAGGUAACUCUUCACAUUAUCACAAGAGAAGUUUCGCGGAUGAAGGUUUGAACUCCGCGUAUCUUCCUGAAAGGAGAAACAGAGAUAUUUUCACAGAAGCUGACGUUCAUCGAGGAGGAGAAGUUUCGAUUUUACAGGAGCAGAAACGCUCGGUUAGUGGUCCCAGUGGACGAACUUCGGAGGAUCCAAAUGACGCAUUCUCGUCAUUCAUCCACGACUUCGACACUUGGUUCCAACGCACGCGGGAGUAUGACCUCGAAAAGGACAGAUUUUCGUACAUUCGAAGCAUUUAUAAUGGUACGACUGUUCCCAAUACGGCAACAGAGAAAGAAGCUCACCAACCAAUUAUUGCUGACAACAGGUUAUACGAAAACCAAAACCAAACCAUUUCUUCGUCGCAGCACGUGAUGAGAUCGAGACCUACUACACGUGUAACUUUAACAGAAGAACCUUCCACAGAAAGUAAAAAUGAGGAUGAUAAGUACCACGACUGGUAUGGUAAGUAAAAUGUAAAACAAUAUGAAAAGUUUGGUAAAACAAGGAAACUUACAAA
Limulus polyphemus (Atlantic horseshoe crab) is the source of this 3896-nucleotide messenger RNA. RefSeq lists its product as uncharacterized. The record is from RefSeq and is a predicted model, not a curated record. Lineage: Eukaryota; Metazoa; Arthropoda; Merostomata; Xiphosura; Limulidae. The transcript has a single exon. Bases 802 to 3849 code for a protein of 1015 amino acids.